GUGGCCCGUCGGCAGGCGCGCUGCGGCGCCUUUAAGAGGCGCGGGGGGGGCGGGUUGGAGGCAUGCCUCCUGGGCCGCUCGCUCGCCACUUCUCCCUGUUAAAGGCGAACCGCGCCGCGGCCAGCUGCUGCGCCGGGAAGAAGUUAAAGUGGAAGGCAGCAGGCGCCGGAGGAAAGCGCUGGCUGUCGCAACAGGCGGCUCGACUGCAGAAGAGGGCAGACCCAUCAGCCCCGGGGAAGAAGAAGAAGAAGAAGAGGCGGACACAUCCACCCGCGCGUGGGGCUUUGAGCCUUGCACUCGGUCUUUCGGAGCGGGUUGCCGCCACGCCAAGUUGGGUCCUGUCUGGGCGCACUUUUUAAAGCGUCUUCUGGAAACGUGGGCUGCCUCCCUCCUCGACCCACAUUCAAGAGCGGCUGCCUGGAGCCCGUGAUGUACACCAUCACUCGGGGACCCAGCAAAUUAGCCACCCAAAGAAGAACAGGUCCCACGCAGCAGGUGGAGAGCAAAUUGGUGGACCUGAAAUGCAGGCGGCAGCAGCAGCAGCAGAGCUCCUGGCCUCUCUCAAGCCCAGCCCCCAAACUCGUUUUCAACAGGGUGAACGGCAAGAGACCCCCGGUGAUGACGCAGCACACAGGAGCCACAGAAGAGAGCUACACAUUGGCUCACGAGGAAAACGUCCGCUUUGUGUAUGAAGCUUGGCAAGAGGUAGAGCAGCAGCUGGAUGGCAGCCGGCAAGGAGAAAGCGGACCUGGUCCCGUGCAAUACACAGAGAAAGCACCCACUCCGGAACUGACAAAUUUUGUGCCCAUAGACCUUGAAGAGUGGUGGGCGCAGCAGUUCUGGGCCAAAAUCGAAAACGGCUCUUAAUGAGGGGGGUGGUGGUGGAAAGAUUGUGAGAAAAGUAUAAACGUACUUUUUUUUUAAUUUAAAAAAAAAAAAAAGUAUCAACCUACUUUGAAGAAAAAGUCUAAAAAUUGCCUCUGAGACGAUGCACAGCCCUGCCCAAAUGGAGAGAGGAGGAGAGAGAAAAUGGACCACAGCAGCUCCGUCCUUGUGCCCACAGGGAGGGCAGGAAGGAGUGUGACCCACUGCCGCGUGUGUGUUCCUUUAAGGCACCGGGGUCUGCACAAGGAGGAUUCCCAUGGCAGGCUGGGGAGACCAUGGCGAGACCAUGGCGAGGGGCUGGCGAUCCCCUCCUUCUCCCACUCGGAGCUGGCAGCCCACGGAAAGCCAGCGGUGACCUGUAGCCCGGACUGCAUUCAGAAUAAAAGCGCUGACGCUGCCAGCGGAACGCAC
Molecule: messenger RNA, 1296 nt
Organism: Hemicordylus capensis (graceful crag lizard)
Lineage: Eukaryota; Metazoa; Chordata; Lepidosauria; Squamata; Cordylidae
Gene: MCRIP2
Product: MAPK regulated corepressor interacting protein 2
Exons: 5
Coding region: 430-867 (145 amino acids)
Source: RefSeq, a predicted model, not a curated record